CUUCCCUCGGUGCCCCCCUUCCAGUCCCGAUUCCAGGUCGCCCCCUCCGCGUCUCGGAGCGGGAGAGGGCGCCUCCCUGUCCAUCGUCUCCGCUACCGGCCCUCAGACCGUGCCUCCCACCUCGGCUCUGGCCCCCCGCGGCUCCUGGCCUGGCCACCCCGCGAGACCCCCCGCGGCCCGAGUCCAAGGCCCGCCCCCUCGGGGAGGCGGAUGUGGGAGGCUCGGGGCGGGGGCGCCGCCACGAUCUCGGGGCGGGGGCGGCCGAGGCGGGCGAGGCGGGCGGUUGGCCUCGGGGUCUGGGAGCCGCGCGGGGGAGGGUCCGGGUCCUGCGGCCCCAGCGAGGGGCGAGCGGGCGGCCCGUCGGCUAGCUGGGCAAUAGGAAACGGUUUAUUAGGAGGGAGUGGUGGAGCCGGGCCAGGCAGGAAGACGCUGGAAUAAGAAACAUUUUUUGCUCCAGCCCCUUUCCCAGUCCCGGGAGGCCGCCGCGCCGUCCGCGCCGAGCGAGCCCCGCCCGGGCCCCAGCGCCGUCCGGGGCCGCGGACGACCCGGGCCCGCCGUCCAGCGCUCGCUGUGCCACCGCGUCCGCCGCUGGGAGGAGAGGCGCCCGGCCCGCCGCCCGCAGGGCGGGUCCAGAGGGACCAUGACCUUGGACUCCCUCAGGAGAGGCUUUCUGAUGCUACUGAUGGCCUUGGGCUUGACCCAGGGAGACCCUGUGAAGCCCUCCCGCGGCCCGCUGGUGACCUGCACGUGUGAGAGUCCAACCUGCAGGGGGCCCACCUGCCAGGGGGCCUGGUGCAUAGUAGUGCUGGUGCGGGAGGAGGGCGGACAACCCCAGGAGCAUCGGGGCUGUGGGAGCCUGCACGAGGAGCUAUGCAAGGGGCGUCCCACCGAGUUCGUCAACCACUACUGCUGCUACAGCCCCCUGUGCAACCACAACGUGUCUCUGGCGCUGAAGACCACCCCGACUCCUCCAGAACAGCCGAAAGUAGACGGCCAGCUGCCUCUGAUCCUGGGCCCUGUGCUGGCCUUAUUGGUCCUGGUGGCCCUGGCUGCCCUGGGCCUGUGGCAUGUCCGGCGGCGGAGGCGGGAGAAGAAGAGGGGUCUGCACAGUGAGCUGGGCGAGUCCAGCCUCAUCCUGAAGGCGUCGGAGCAGGGGGACAGCAUGCUGGGGGAUCUCCUGGACAGUGACUGCACCACGGGCAGUGGCUCAGGACUGCCCUUCCUGGUGCAGAGGACAGUGGCGCGGCAGGUGGCCCUGGUGGAGUGUGUAGGAAAGGGUCGCUACGGCGAGGUGUGGCGCGGCCUGUGGCAUGGUGAGAGCGUGGCCAUCAAGAUCUUCUCUUCAAGGGAUGAACAGUCCUGGUUCCGGGAGACAGAGAUCUACAAUACGGUGCUGCUCAGACACGACAACAUUCUAGGCUUUAUCGCCUCGGACAUGACUUCCCGCAAUUCGAGCACGCAGCUGUGGCUCAUCACGCACUACCACGAGCAUGGGUCACUCUAUGACUUUCUGCAGAGGCAGACGCUGGAGCCCCAGCUGGCCCUGAGGCUGGCUGUAUCGGCCGCCUGCGGCCUGGCACACUUGCACGUGGAGAUCUUCGGCACUCAGGGCAAACCGGCCAUCGCCCACCGGGAUCUCAAAAGCCGCAACGUGUUGGUCAAGAGCAACCUCCAGUGCUGCAUUGCCGACCUGGGCCUGGCUGUGAUGCACUCCCAGGGUAGUGAUUACCUGGACAUCGGAAACAACCCACGAGUGGGCACCAAGCGGUACAUGGCCCCCGAGGUGCUGGAAGAGCAGAUCCGCACUGACUGCUUCGAGUCCUACAAGUGGACAGACAUCUGGGCCUUUGGCCUAGUGCUAUGGGAGAUCGCCCGUCGGACCAUUGUCAAUGGCAUCGUGGAGGACUACAGGCCACCCUUCUAUGACGUGGUGCCCAAUGAUCCCAGCUUUGAGGACAUGAAGAAGGUGGUGUGUGUUGAUCAGCAGACCCCCACCAUCCCCAACCGGCUGACCGCAGACCCGGUCCUCUCAGGCCUGGCUCAGAUGAUGCGGGAGUGCUGGUACCCCAACCCUUCUGCCCGCCUCACGGCUCUGCGGAUCAAGAAGACACUACAGAAACUCAGCAACGGUCUCGAGAAGCCCAAAGUGAUUCGCUAGCCACAGGCCUGAAGCCUGACUCCCCUGUACCUGCAGUGCGUGUGGGGUGGGUGGCAGACGGUGGGUGCCCUGUCUGGGUAGAGGUGGCAUGAGUACGCGUGCUGGGGAGGAGGGUGCCCCUCUCUGGGCCGCUGUGCCCGCCUGCCGGCUCAUCCAGCCAAAAAUACAGCUGGGCUGAAACCCGA
This is a messenger RNA of Neofelis nebulosa (Clouded leopard), 2343 nucleotides long. RefSeq names its product activin A receptor like type 1 (gene ACVRL1). Bases 641 to 2158 code for a protein of 505 amino acids. Gene Ontology annotation, molecular function: transforming growth factor beta receptor activity, type I; ATP binding; SMAD binding. Gene Ontology annotation, biological process: angiogenesis; dorsal/ventral pattern formation; cellular response to growth factor stimulus. Lineage: Eukaryota; Metazoa; Chordata; Mammalia; Carnivora; Felidae. The transcript has 10 exons. Gene Ontology annotation, cellular component: plasma membrane; BMP receptor complex. The record is from RefSeq and is a predicted model, not a curated record.